AUGAUACCUAUAGAGACGACACGUCGUCUUUAUAGGGUUGACCAAAAAAUUUUGACCUGUCUUACUCCACAUGUAACGAUCGAUCAGAUCAUGAUGGAGGCUGAUUAUAUGCUGUCAUAUGGAGUUGCCAAAUCUUCAAUCUGUCUUCUUCACAAAUAUCACAUUCUUGAGAUUUUGUUACCAUUUCAGGUCGUAUACAUUUCUAGGCAGCCUUCUGCAUCUAAGCAAAGUAGCAUGAUGUUAAUGGGACGCCAAAUCGUCUCUAUAGGUGAACUACUACCACGAUUUGCUGUUUCUAUAGGUUGGGACUUGUCGUGUAUAACUUUAUCUAUAGAGAUGACAUGUUGUCUCUAUAGAUGUUUCUACGGAGACGAGAAGUCCUCUCUAUAG
Molecule: messenger RNA, 390 nt
Organism: Lactuca saligna
Lineage: Eukaryota; Viridiplantae; Streptophyta; Magnoliopsida; Asterales; Asteraceae
Source: the annotation of a GenBank genome assembly